This is a messenger RNA of Anolis sagrei ordinatus, 1668 nucleotides long. RefSeq names its product RNA pseudouridine synthase D4 (gene RPUSD4). The record is from RefSeq and is a predicted model, not a curated record. Gene Ontology annotation, biological process: enzyme-directed rRNA pseudouridine synthesis. NCBI's taxonomy places the organism in Eukaryota, Metazoa, Chordata, Lepidosauria, Squamata, Anolidae. Gene Ontology annotation, molecular function: RNA binding; pseudouridine synthase activity.
CUCUUCCGGUUUCUUGUCCUAGCUGGAAAAAAAUGGCGGCUCACAAGGCGGCAUGUCGUGUUGUGCUCGGCUUUGCUUGGCGGCGGGCUUUUUCUCGCACUCAGGGCGCCGCCAGCCCUCUCAGCGCCGAGCAGUUGGCGGAAAAGCUUCGAGCUCAGAAGCGGGAGAAGGAAAAGCCUGUGAAGGAGGUUCCGAAAGACCCCGUCCGAAGGCGUGUGCAGGAGCUUAGAGAGCUCACCCGGCAGCUGCUUCGCAUCCACCCUAAUGUCCUGGCCAAAGCCCUCAAGAAAGGAGUCCUCUUCCAGAACAAUGAGAUUGUCGUGAUUAACAAACCCUACGGUCUCCCUGUUCACGGUGGUCCCAAAGUGAAGACUUGUAUUUCAGAUAUUCUCCCAACACUGGCAAAGAUGUUGUAUGGCAUGAAGGCUGAACCCCUCCACUUGUGUCACCGGCUAGACAAAGAAACAACUGGGGUGAUGGUUCUGGCGCGGGAUCAGGAUAUAGCACACAAGGUCCAGGAGUUAUUCAGGACGCGGCAGGUGGAGAAAAAAUAUUGGGCAGUGUGUGUUGGACACCCAAAGCCGUCAGAAGGACUGGUGGAUAUUCCCAUUGUGGAAAAGGAAGUGGAGAGCCAUCAGUCACAUUUUAAAAUGACACUUGCUCCAAAUUAUUACAUGUCCCAUGAGGAUGGGAAGACCUUUAAAGUGCGCCAGCACAGAGAUUCGCAUUUGGCAGUGACCCGGUACCGUGUGCUCAGCAGCUGUCCUUCCUGUAGCUUCUUGGAGCUGCACCCCAUUACAGGAGUGAAACACCAACUCAGAGUCCACAUGGCCUAUGGCUUGGGCUGUCCAAUCCUUGGGGAUCAUAAAUAUUCCCACUGGAACAAGCUGGCACCACAGAAGCUUCCCCAGAGUGCCUUAAAGAGACUGGGCUUGGAACAAGUCAAAGCCCGCUACCUUCCUCUCCACCUCCAUGCCCGCAUGCUCAUCCUGCCUGAGAUAAAUGGCAGCGGGGAGAAGAAAAUUCACUUGGUCUGCAAGCCACCCCUCUUCUUCAGUCGCUCCAUAAAGCGUCUGAAACUGGAGUUUCCUGAAUCAGAAGAUAAAUGAUCAAGUUGUAAUUGCCUCUUGCUUUGGUGGAGCACUGCAUUUUAACUUUCUAGUACUUUGUAUGGGUUCUACAAAUUACAGCACAAGCUAAAAUUGGGGGAUCUGCUUCUCCCAGAAACAUACAACCUUCCCAAAGGGUUGUGUACCUCCAACAAUGGAAAGCAGCCCUGAGGAGAGAAGUUGGCAAUCCCAAGACCUAUGUUCUAGAUUGGAAGAAAGGAACUUGUUUGAAGGAUUGAGCAGGCCACGUGGCAUGCAAUCGUUCCUGAAACAACAGUUACUCAUGUGAAAAUGCUAUGGGUUCGGAUCUGGAGUAUCUGAAAUUUAACCCUAUCAACAUCUGUUUACAAAUAACUUGAUCUAUGCUUAGAGGAUGGGAUCAAACUAGAUAAGGAUUGAUUUUCUUUUGGAAGAAAGUGACUCAGACUGUGAGCUGUGGAGAAAAAUAUUGCUGAUUUGAAGCCCGCGUUUUCUCCCUUCAGUCUAUAGUAUUUACUUCACACAUCAGGCAGUUAAUUUGAAUGAAUUGUUGCAAGGAUUAAAAGGUAAUAUAUGCAUA